AUGGAGGAGGACUACAGGCUUUCAGGGACCAUUAUGCAAGAGCCUAAGACCCUAAGUCCGGCGCGGGAGGCCCGGAGGGGAGGGGGGCUGGACGGCCGAGGCCGAAACGGGCCCUGGGGUGCGGGCGGGACAGCGCUGUCCUCGGACCGUCCCCGGCCCCACUUCGCUGUCCUGAAGCCCCAGGAGUCCCUGGCUCAGGUUCCUCCCACUGAAAGUAGUUUGAAGACAAAAGAGGACAAGAUGGAGAACUAUGAGAGGACUAUCCAGUUUUGCUGGCAAUCUUAUAAGGAGCAGAUGGACUCUAUCCCCAAGGAUUGGUGCGACUGGGCCAUGAUUAGCAGGCCUUAUAGCGACCUACAGUAUUGCUUGGAGCAUUUUGCAGAAGUAUUUCACCUGGGCUUCCCCAAUCCCCGAGCAGAAGAGAUCAUCUUUGAGACUCACCAGAUCCACUUUGCCAACUGCUCCCUGGUGCAGCCCACCUUAUCAGACCCCCCAGAGGAUGUGCUCCUGGCCAUGAUCAUAGCCCCAAUCUGCCUCAUCCCUUUCCUCGUCACCCUUGUGGUGUGGAGGAGUAAAGACAGUGAAGCCCAGGCCUAGGGUGGUGUGAGCUUUUCUUCGCAGCCAUCUUAUCCUACUCCUUUUCCCUGCCACCACCAGGUCUCUGUUCCCCUCCCUGCCCUGCCUCCUUCUCUCACUCCCAUGCCCACCACAGAUCCUUGGACUGGUGGAAAUGGAAACCCAGUGGUGUCAUGGCAUAAGUUCUGUAAUCUUCAAAAUAAAACUUUUUUUUUGUACUGUC
Molecule: messenger RNA, 799 nt
Organism: Leptonychotes weddellii (Weddell seal)
Lineage: Eukaryota; Metazoa; Chordata; Mammalia; Carnivora; Phocidae
Source: RefSeq, a predicted model, not a curated record